Molecule: messenger RNA, 2724 nt
Organism: Brassica napus (rape)
Lineage: Eukaryota; Viridiplantae; Streptophyta; Magnoliopsida; Brassicales; Brassicaceae
Product: GATA transcription factor 11
Exons: 3
Coding region: 1689-2537 (282 amino acids)
Biological process (GO): regulation of DNA-templated transcription
Molecular function (GO): sequence-specific DNA binding; zinc ion binding
Source: RefSeq, a predicted model, not a curated record
UAUACUCUUUAUUUGAAGCCUCGUUCGGAAACUCGCUAAGCGUGCUUCACGUACAAACCUAGCGAUUUAUUGAAAACAAGGAAAAAAUCGUGGAGUACGCAGAAAAUAAUUUUUUAUACAUACACAUUUUAUAAAUAUAAUAAAAAAAGUUGUAUAAUACAAGUUUAUGAAGAAUACUAAAAGUCAUAGAUUUAUAAAUACAUACCAAUUAGAUCACAAAAUAUAAUCGUACUUCUUUUACUUCACAACCAUUACAAAUAGUUUAAUAUAUUUUAACUAUAUUUAUCUUUAAACUAUCAAAACUAAAAUUAAAUAAAUUUUACUAUAAUUUACGUAAUAUAAUUUUUAAUAUAAAAUAAUACAUGCAAAACAUAUUAAUUAAGUGUAAGAAAAAAUAUAAUUAUAAUUAAUUGUAUAAUUGGGUCUUAUGGUUGAUUGGACUUGUGAUAAAUAAAGAAAUAAAUAAAAUAACGUGGUUUUCUUCUUCGUUUGCUAAUCAUCCAACCCAGCCAUAGAAAAAGUCUGAAAUCACCACCAAUUACACGUCGGGUUAUCCACUUCCACGGUCCAGGCGGACACAAAAUUGGACCACCGCGUAAGAUCAUCCAUCUGCAUGAACUCGCCAUGCUCCAUCUCCGAUUCCCGUUUUCUCUCGGCCACGUAAUCAGUGAUGUGGCCGAUUUUUAGAACAAAGUUUUUAAAGUAAUGGAUAAUUGGAUAUGUAACACCACAAAAGUUGGAAAUUAGUGAAAUAUUUUUAAAUAAAAGAGAUAAAUUGAUUUUUAUUAUUUUAAUUUUAAACUGAUCAAAGUAGAUAUAUGUGUAUUUUCUUUACGCCUUUACAUCGUCUGGUGUUGUCUACGUCGUUAAUCUCUCAAAUGCGUCGGCCUAUAAGUUUGGAUCAGUCUUCCAUUUGAUCCAUGUGGUCGUGGAUGUUCGACCUUACUUAAACGAAGCUCAGGUUACCAGUGUCACCGCAUCGCUUGACUUCAUUUUUCUUGGGAGAUCUGAUGGUUGUCUCUUGCUUCCAAUUUUUUAUGUCUCCUCAGGAACCAUCAUCAGGUAGAUUGAUUAGUCUCUCAACUUGAUCAUGUUUCUUCACUUCUCUUAUCAUCAUCAUUUGCCUUGUAGGUUUUAACCAGGAGUUGUGUGAUGAUGAAGGGUUUUUACGUCGAUGGGGAUUUGUAAGGCAAGCAGUUAUUAGAAAACAAUUUUAUCUUUUACUUUUUGUUCAUAUAUAUACUUAGAAGAAAGAAAUAAAGUACUCUUUCUUUUAUAAUGCGCAAUAUAGAGGGGCAUAUGUUGCAGUCAUGACAGAUUUAUCUAUAUCAGAAUUUCAUGUAAUAUAGCUGUCGAUAACUGUGAGAGUAUUAUUUGUCAGUGAUCAUUUUAAAUUUGUUUGAUCAUCCAUCAUAUAGUGAUACCCACAUCAUUCCAAUGGUUUUCUUGUUUAGAAUUCAACGCGAUUACAGUGUUUUUCAUACGCUUUACUUUCUCUACAUCAUGCAUAUCGCAAUAUUCCAUUGCAAGGGAUACAUUAAUUAUGACCUUCUAUGUUGAAUUUGAAUCUUCCCAACUUUUUUUGAAUUGCAUAUCCUUAUUCCUUACUUUUGCAGCGAGAAUUGCGGGAUAUCAUAUAUACAUUCGACACAAUCUUGAUUUUAAAGGCCAAUGAAUUGAUAUCUCCAAUGUUGGCCCAUAAAUCUAGUAACAAUGGGUGUGGACAAAUGAAUAACGGCGGUUCGUGGUUACCUGAAGAGGAAGAGGAGUUAAAGGGUCUGUCGGAAAACUUCUUUGAUGAUCUCAUAACUCUGCCUCUUGAAGAGGACAUGGAAACGGGCGAUGAUGAUGAGGAAGGAGAUUGGGAUGCCAAGUUUGAAAACCUCGUGCCUCCUCCCUUGGAUCUGCUCACCAGCUUGUCCUCUGAGUUCACUCACGCUCCACGUGCUGGACUCCUCAGGAACCCUCUGCCCACUUUGAAGCAGUCGAGUUCUUCAGAAGUCUCUUCUAGCUCCCUUCCUGAUGUCAAACUCUCAACUCUAUUCCAGUCUUCAAGCGCACUCUCAGUUGCAGCCAAUGGUUCCGUCUCGUUCCCCGUGAAAGGCACCAGAAGCAACCUCCGCAAACGCCCCACACCGCCCACAUUCAGGUCCCUCAAGUCAUUUGCAUCAGAGAUGGUUCAGCAGUUUGCUCCUGAUGAUCCAGACUCCGAAACUUACCUCCCUUUUGCCAAGAAGAAACGCCAGAGGAAGAACAAGGACCAGUCAUCAGUCUCUGACAGUCCAGAACAGUUCAACGCAGAUGGAACAAUCCGCAUGUGCACUCACUGCGAGACAACCAAGACACCACAGUGGAGGGAAGGUCCAUGUGGGCCUAAAACGCUAUGCAAUGCCUGUGGAGUCCGGUUCAGGUCAGGCCGUCUUCUUCCGGAGUACCGUCCAUCGUCAAGCCCGAGCUUCAUCCCAAGCUUGCAUUCUAAUUCUCACAGGAAGAUCAUAGAGAUGAGAAGGAAAGAUCAAGACUUGCAACCGGGAUGACCCCUUUACUGUUAGAGAUUAUAUGGAGAGAUGUAUUCAAUAUAGUUUUUGAGAGGAUUUCAAGUAACUUUGAUUUUCAAAAGAGCUUAGAUGAUUUUAGGUGCAUUAGGAAGUUGUUAUGAUCUCUCUUAUUAAAACAUUUUAGAAUCUAAUCUAAAAUGAUUUAGAUUUUCAUAUUUUAACUCAA